Tetrahymena thermophila SB210 is the source of this 1761-nucleotide messenger RNA. RefSeq lists its product as hypothetical. NCBI's taxonomy places the organism in Eukaryota, Ciliophora, Oligohymenophorea, Hymenostomatida, Tetrahymenidae. The record is from RefSeq and is a predicted model, not a curated record. The transcript has 2 exons.
AUGAGAUUAUAUUAUUUUUCUUUAGAAAUUAAAAUAAUAAUUUAUUAGUAAAGCAAGCAUUAUAUAGGCAAUCAGAUUAGUUUAGAUAUUGAAUAUUCUAAUAAAAAAUUUUAAUUUAUUUAGAAAUUAAUUAAGGGAAAGUAAAAAUAGCAACAGACAAAGCAAGCAGUAUUCAAAAGUACAUUUUUAAAAGAAGAUUAGCCAAAAAGUAGAUAAAAAAUAUAAAGUUUAUCAAUAAAAUGCUCAAAGAUUCUCAUUAAAUUUUAGAUAAAAUCACGAAGGAGUUUAACGAGAAAAACAAUAAGAGCUGGAAUAAUGACUUAUUGUAUAUAUGCAUUAAAAAUUAUGAAAACUAUUUUUAUAACUAAUACUACAAAAACAAGAAUUAAUAAGAUGUUGCUCUAUAUGAAAGUAACCUUAAGCAAUAGCUGCUCAGUGAAACUAAAGAUCAUAUUAAUUAUCUAUUUUAUACAUUCAUUUCUAGUGAAUUAGAUGAGCUUUUCAACAAAAUCUUUGCUAAAUCUAAAUCGCAUUCUGAUGAGGAAUAAAAGUUUUUUUAAAACUUAUAUUGCAAUUUAAAUCAAACAAAAAUGUUGUUUUAAAUAAAGUAAUAAGAAAUAGCUGAUCUUAUUAACAAUUAAGGUGAUAUAAAUAAGAUAUCAAAUUAAGUUUAAUAAUUAAUGUUUGCCUAUCAAACAAUCCAAGAACCAUCUUUCUAGCAAGUUUAAUUUAAUGCCUUGUAAUAGUCUUACAAAGAAGUAGAAAUUGAUAGCUCGUAACAUAAGAUUAUAAGUUCUGCAUUCGAAAAGGGUAACUUUAAAGUUAACUAUCAAGAAUAGAUUACGAAUGAUAUAAAAUCUUUUAAGUAAAAUAAUAAAAAUAUCAUUUUAGAAAUACACUAAAACUUUUAAGAUGAUAAAACUUUUUAUUUAUUUGUAAAUGAUCAAUAAAGGCCAUAAUUUGGAAGCCUAACAAUUUUAGUUAGUUCGGAAUAGCUCAAGGCAGUUGAUUUCCUCUAUAUUAAUGAAGAAAAUCAUAAUUUAAACUUAACAAAUCCAAGACCAAAUCUAAUUAAUUUAUUUAAGUCGUGGUGGAUAUUUGAGUUUGAAAUGCAUAAAAAUGAAGAUAAAAAAUAAAUUUCUGCUGCACCUUCAGCAUCUGAUUAAGCUUAAAAUGCUUAGUAUUAAACUUAGCUUGAUUUUACUACUCAUAAAGUAGUAAAUUUAUAGCUAAAUUAACCAACCGCUAAUUUUUAUUAAAAUGUUAAUCAAAUAUUAAACUCUGCAUUCGAAAAGGGAAAUUUCUUACCUGUGUUUCAAGAUUAAAUUAAAAAUGAUAUUAAAUAAUUCAUGUAAGUAAAACAAAAUAUCAUUUUAGAAAUAAUUGAAAAUACUUUAGAUGAUAAAACUUUUUAUAUACUCGUAAAUGAUUAAAAAAGACCAAAUUUUGGCUAGCUAAGAAUAUUAGUCACUUCUGAAAAAUACAAAUUAGUUGAUUUCCUCUUUAUUAAUAAAUUUCAAACUUAAAAUUAAGUAAACACUAACAACAAAUUAAUAGAUUUAAUUAAGGUAUGGUGGAAGUUAGAGCAAGACAUGCAAAACUUUUAUUCAGGAUUUGGUUAAGCUUAAAAUGUUUUUUUACAAACUUAGCUUGAUUUUGCUUCUCCAGUAUAAGCAAAUAAUGUUUUAUAACAAGCUUAGCUUGAUUUAGCUACUUACGUAUAACCAAAUAUGUAAAUUAAUUAAUCAAACUCUAAUUUGA